AUCAGCAUCCACCCAUCUUCGACCAUGCCCCCACGACCAUUCCCCUUUGCCCUUCGUAUUGGCACUGACAUUGUCAGCCAAGCUAGGCUACGUGACCUGAUUACCAGGCCGAAAGCGGGCCAUGGCACUGGUACGCAGCUCGAUGCAUUCCUGCGACGAGUUUUCACAGAACGUGAGCAAUUCGUCUUCUGGAAGCGCUUCGCAGGAUUCCAUGUCAGCAAUACUCAACGCUUGCCCCUGGUCGUCUCCCAUCUCGCAGGAAGAUGGGCGGCGAAAGAGGCUGCAAUCAAAGCCGUCAAGCCACGCAAGGUCACUCAUCGGGAUGUGGAGAUUUUGCAGGAUCGCGAUACCAAGGAGCUGUACGCUUUGAUUCAAGACCAUCCUAAUGUACUCGGUGCACCAUACUUUCGCAUAAAACAUCUUGAUCUACAGAAUAACUCUCCCGCCGAAUCUGAAGAAAAGGAGCCCAGUGUCCCCUCGCAGGGCAGCAUGCCCAAUCUCGAGUCCCAGGAGCAGCAGGAGAAUCCAGACGAUUCAGCGGCCCAAGUGGCUAAAAUCAGCAUCAGCCAUGAUGCGGACUAUGCUACGGCUGUCUGUUUGGCAGCAGAAGACCCAAUUCCUGGUGAUGUGGGUGGUGAAGCGGCAGCGAGGCAGUUCUCUGCACCCUGAUCUGUCCAAUGUCGUGGUAUUGGAAGGUGUGAGCCUACAGUUUCCUUGCUCGCGCGUGAUCGAGACAGCACGACGUCUUAAUUACUACGGGGACUUUCGUUCGAGAAGGGGGGAAAUACAAGUUAGCCGGGAAGGGUUCUCUCUGUUGUUGAAUGCAGACGCAGUUCAGGCGGCCAUCGAGGAUCCAUCGCUAUGGUAGUUGGAUUUCAAGAGACUCGCUUCAGAACCCAAUGGCACUGUUAUUACUCCCGGCAGGUCAGACGAAUUCCCGUAUCGAUUCCAAGAAGUAGCAGUGGCUACAACUAUCAGUACCUAUACCUGUAUAAUAUCAAGUCAGCCGAGGUCAUCUCAGGUACAUCAUGUCUCUCAGACUCCGUCUACCCGUGUAGGAUAUCGCACAUAUGUAUAAGAAUCGC
Molecule: messenger RNA, 1085 nt
Organism: Sphaerulina musiva SO2202
Lineage: Eukaryota; Fungi; Ascomycota; Dothideomycetes; Mycosphaerellales; Mycosphaerellaceae
Exons: 2
Coding region: 25-669 (214 amino acids)
Biological process (GO): fatty acid biosynthetic process
Molecular function (GO): magnesium ion binding; holo-[acyl-carrier-protein] synthase activity
Source: RefSeq, a predicted model, not a curated record